AUGCCCCCGCUCGCACCAGGUGCUAUCGCAGGUCUCGUGCUCGCCAUUCUGGCACUCUUGUCGAUCGUCUCUGCAGCCUGUAUCGUUCUCCACCGCCGUCGCAAGGCCGUCAACUCGAACAUGCCCAUUUUCCAUCCGAGUACACCCGACCUCGAGAAGGCAGGCACACGCUACUCCCCCAGCCUCAGCGGCUUCUCGAACAAGAAGCUCCGCAAGAAUCGGCGCAAGGCCCCUCCUGUCCUCCCCGCUGACCUGGAUCACGACAUCUUCAGCCCCGCGUGCGUCGUGCUGGCUGGCGGGAGCGGUGCAGCCUUUGCCAUAGCUGCGGGCAAUGGCGUGAACCCGUCGUGCUCGACGCUGAACGUGGACAUCUCUCCGUCUCUGCCGCGUGUGUUCAAGGUCAAGACAGAGGGCGGGACAACCUUCGGUAUGGAGGUGCGCGUCACGCCGCCUACGCCGAGCGCUGGACGUGGAGAACUUCCGUCGAGGAGAUCCGAGUUCAGUAUCCGGCGGCUUGUGUUUGGCGGCUCAGCCCACGCAGCAGGAAUGGCUUCGACGGACUCCAGGUGGUGGCACAUGUAG
Messenger RNA from Postia placenta MAD-698-R-SB12, 582 nucleotides. RefSeq lists its product as hypothetical. The coding region runs from base 1 to 582 and encodes 193 amino acids. The record is from RefSeq and is a predicted model, not a curated record. NCBI's taxonomy places the organism in Eukaryota, Fungi, Basidiomycota, Agaricomycetes, Polyporales, Adustoporiaceae. The transcript is spliced from 2 exons.